Messenger RNA from Cryptosporidium ubiquitum, 789 nucleotides. RefSeq lists its product as uncharacterized. The coding region runs from base 1 to 789 and encodes 262 amino acids. The record is from RefSeq and is a predicted model, not a curated record. Lineage: Eukaryota; Apicomplexa; Conoidasida; Eucoccidiorida; Cryptosporidiidae. The transcript has a single exon.
AUGCCCGCUCUUUCACGUUCAAUAACUCCGAUUAAUGUUCAUGAUUACAAUCAAGAGGAUGUUAAUAUUGUUUGUAUUUCUUUAAUUAAAGGGGCUGAAUUUAAAGGUAAUCAACACGUUGGUUCAAUUGUUGAUUUGUCGAGUAAUGCCCAUGGUCUUAGUCUCAUAUUACCUAAACUAGAAAUUUCGUCCGGGCUUUAUGGAUUGAGUUUAGAACCAAUAAUUAUUUCAUCAUGUAAAAGCGCAAAGAUUCUUUUAACUUCUCCACCAAAUACUAAGCUGUUGCUUUUACAACCAUUUAUUAUUUUUUCUUGUUUGGAAGUAGCCAAACAACAAGUUUCAACUUCACAAACUAUAAUUGAAGAAUCAAAAAGCCUACUUAAAAUUGACUAUUCAUCACUCGGAUCAGGGAUUCCAUUUAGCAAAAGGCCAUAUGAAUGCAGAUUUGAUUCCCCCACAUUUGCAAAGGAUGGAUCAUCAAUUAAUUACAAAAAGAAACAAGUUUAUUGGACAUGUUUUUCUAAGGUAGAAGAACUUUUAGUAAUUAAUUUAUUUUCAGAAAUGAGAACAUUGGAAAAAAUCCUCUUAUCAAUUGUUGAUGAUAUGCAUUCGCCUUCCAAUAAGAUUUCUGUGAAAUCACCUUGUAAUGGGACAAUGCACGAGAAUAAACAAGGAAUUUUGGCUAGGAAUCAAAUAUUUUUAAGAAUUGAAUGUGAUGAAGAAAAUCUGCCUAAACUUUUAAAUAGUAGAGAUUUAGUUCUUAGGCAAAGACAAUUAAGAAAAAAAUGA